Messenger RNA from Bombus pyrosoma, 2440 nucleotides. RefSeq names its product neurocalcin homolog (gene Nca). Gene Ontology annotation, molecular function: calcium ion binding. Lineage: Eukaryota; Metazoa; Arthropoda; Insecta; Hymenoptera; Apidae. The transcript has 6 exons. Bases 283 to 861 code for a protein of 192 amino acids. The record is from RefSeq and is a predicted model, not a curated record.
CUUUCACUAUCGUUUUGUCGAUGGCUUACGGAAUGAGAUUUCAAUAUGGCAGCCGUCGUGAUAUCUGCACGAGUCAGUAUCGCGGAAAUGUUUUGAACUCGUUGAGUAAUUGCGACAACCGGUUGACGUACAACGCAUAGGCGUGCCUGGUGGAAACUACCAGCCACGAAGUGCCUGUUUUAAACGGCACCAGUAGAAUAGUAGACUAGUUAGUGCUUAAUUAUCCACUAAUUGAUUUCUGAGACCCCUCGACGAAAUUUUAAAAGGGGACUUCAAAUAACCAUGGGAAAACAAAACAGCAAACUGAAGCCAGAAGUACUAGAAGACCUCAAGCAAAAUACGGAAUUCUCAGAUGCUGAAAUCCAAGAAUGGUACAAAGGCUUCUUGAAGGAUUGUCCGAGUGGGCACCUCAGCGUAGAAGAGUUUAAAAAAAUAUAUGGAAAUUUCUUCCCUUACGGUGAUGCCUCUAAGUUUGCAGAACAUGUAUUCAGAACAUUCGACGCGAAUGGAGAUGGAACAAUCGACUUUCGAGAAUUUCUGUGCGCUCUCAGCGUAACAUCUCGUGGUAAACUGGAACAGAAAUUAAAGUGGGCCUUCAGCAUGUACGAUCUUGAUGGUAAUGGUUAUAUUUCGCGGCAAGAAAUGCUGGAAAUUGUGACGGCAAUCUAUAAAAUGGUGGGGUCCGUAAUGAAAAUGCCGGAAGAUGAAUCUACGCCAGAAAAAAGAACCGACAAGAUAUUCCGACAGAUGGAUAAAAACAAGGAUGGCAAAUUAUCGCUCGACGAGUUCAUAGAAGGGGCAAAAAGUGAUCCGUCUAUCGUGCGACUGUUGCAGUGCGAUCCUAGUGCACAAGCUCAGUGAGGCCCUGGGCUAUUACGCAAUUGCUUUUGAGCUACUGAAAACCUACCAAGAUUUCGAGCCGAAUGGAAGAUUUGGACAAAAAGAAAUGAUGGAAAAAGAAGCAAAUGACGAGGAAAUGACAAAGAAAAUAAAAUGAAAAAUGGGAAGCCGAAAGAAUCACGCUCACGCGCAUAAACUGUUUUAGAGAUUUAUUUUUACGAGUGCGUAUGUCGCGUGUACGUGUGCGAACAUGCUAUGUGUGCGACUAAGUAUUUUAAUGUGCAUUUGCGCGUAUGCAUACGAAUAGAGAAGAAGCAGCGAAUAGUACAGAAUAGCAAAGAAUAUGAAAGGAAUAAUGAAAUACAAAACUUUAUAUAAGGGCGACAACAAACCUAGACUUAAAAACAGAUGCAAAAAAGAAAUAGCGAAUAAUAUAAAAUCUCCCAUUAGCUAUUGUUCAAUUAGAAUCAAUUAUUUUAUCACACAUUACAUAUAUGUAUACGCGACAUUGUAACUGUGUUCAUUUUUUAUCAGUGAUACGACAUAACAAUUUACUGGUUCUUUAAUUAUAACAUGAUCGAUUUAUAACAAAAUUUUCAUUAAUUAUGCAAAAGAAGAUAUAUAUUUGUAAAUUUCAAUUUACAUUUCGACAAAUCUUGAAAGAUUCAUCGUUGUUCUUUAUACGUUAUUAUUUUUUCCAAUAUAUUAAAAUAUGAUAAGCGUUAUUUUUUUAAUUUUUCUGCCUUGCUUGGUAUCACUGAAGGAAAUGACCAAUACACAUAUGUUAUGAUUUUGCACUUGGUCGUUACACUGGCAGUAUUGUUUUACAGGAGAACAACAUAUUAUAAAGAUACAAAUAUGUACAUAUAUACACUCCAUAUAUAUAUAUAUAUAUAUAUAUAUAUAUAUAUAUGUAUAUAUUUGUAUCAACACAUAUGUAUACCUAUUAUACUUUCUAAGAUGUACAUUCUUUCAUCUUGUGCUCAUUAAUAAUUAAGGAUAAAGACUACAUAGUUAUAUCUUUUAUCCACAUAGUCACUGUAUAAAUUAAAUAACCUCAUUAAAAUUAAUAUAUAAGAUUCUAAAAUAAAUCUUGAAUUUUUCUCGCUAUUCAAUAGGACAUAAAUAGCAACACGAAAGGAAAAAAUUAGUAAUUAUAAAAAAAAAUGAUGACUUUGCCUUCUGAAAUAUACAAAAAGAAAGAGAAGGGAAAAUGAAGAAAAUUCUAUUUAGAUAAAGUAGGAUCGAUAUUUUACAUUCAGUACUAGUUGACACACAAAAUGUAAUUAUUGUAUCUUAAAACAGGAGAAGCAAUAAGCAAGAAAGAAAAAAUAAAUCGCGACUAAAUUAACACGAUUUUAAAAUCGGUGAUGUCGUGUAAUUUUUAUAAUUUCACAGUCGCCCAGUAUUUAACAAUUUUCUAACAGUUUUUUUAUGAAACAAGCACGUAAGAUGGAUAUUAAGUCGUGUCAAUUCGUUAAAACACGAGUAGUAUUAGUCAGUUAAUAUAAUUCAUGAAUUGAAAAAUAGAAGGAAGAAACAUUUUACGAUGAAUUAAAAGCUAUUGAAUUGUAUGUAAUUAAAAAGUUCUCCAAACGUA